Molecule: messenger RNA, 2797 nt
Organism: Pygocentrus nattereri (red-bellied piranha)
Lineage: Eukaryota; Metazoa; Chordata; Actinopteri; Characiformes; Serrasalmidae
Gene: cyp27b1
Product: 25-hydroxyvitamin D-1 alpha hydroxylase, mitochondrial
Exons: 9
Coding region: 4-1539 (511 amino acids)
Biological process (GO): cholesterol metabolic process; cortisol metabolic process; cellular response to peptide hormone stimulus
Cellular component (GO): mitochondrial inner membrane
Molecular function (GO): iron ion binding; heme binding; monooxygenase activity
Source: RefSeq, a predicted model, not a curated record
UCCAUGAACUUCAGGAGAAGGAUGCUGCAACAAGCUCUUAGAGUGUCCAGCAGGAGCGCGUCCCCGCUGCUCAGGUGUGCAGACAGGUGGCUGGACAGCCUCGGCUCGAGACAGAAAGAGGGGAAGAGGGUGCGGACGCUGGAGGAGAUGCCCGGACCCUCCGCUCUCGGCUUCAUCUGGGACCUUUUUGCUAAGAGAGGACUGGCGCGCCUUCACGAGCUGCAGCUGGAGGGCAGGAAGAGGUAUGGUCCCAUGUGGAAGGCCAGCUUUGGUCCCAUCCUAACGGUUCAUGUUGCUGAACCAGAGCUAAUAGAGCAGGUCCUGAGACAGGAAGGACAGCACCCCAUACGUUCUGACCUCUCGUCUUGGAAGGACUACCGGCAGCUCCGAGGACACGGCUACGGACUCCUGACCGCUGAGGGGGAGGAGUGGCAGAGUGUCCGCAGUCUGCUUGGGAAGCAUAUGCUGCGUCCAAAAGCUGUGGAGGCAUAUGACAGCACCCUGAACAAAGUGGUGACUGACCUAGUAGCCAAGCUUCAGCUCCGCAAGCAGCAGCAUUCCAGUGGCGUCAUCACCGACAUUGCAGAAGAGUUCUACCGCUUUGGCCUCGAAGGGAUUUCCUCCGUGCUGUUCGACUCCCGGAUUGGCUGCUUGGAACCAGUCAUCCCAGUGGAGACAGAGCGCUUCAUCAAGUCGAUCAACACCAUGUUUGUUAUGACACUUCUCACCAUGGCGAUGCCUGCAUGGCUUCACCGGCUCUUCCCCAAACCCUGGGACAGCUUCUGCCGGUGCUGGGACUACAUGUUCCAAUUUGCGAAAGGCCACAUAGAUCAGCGUCUGACAGAGGAAGCAGAGAAGAUGGCACGAGGAGAGGAAGUGCAGGGUCGCUAUCUCACCUACUUCCUGUCUCGGGCUGGGAUGCCAAUCAAGUCUGUGUACAGCAAUGUGACGGAGCUGCUCCUUGCAGGAGUGGACACUAUUUCCAGCACGUUGUCCUGGUCUCUGUACGAGCUGUCCCGACAUCCUGAGAUCCAGAGCUCUCUGAGGGCUGAGGUGCUGAGGGUUCUGGGAGAUCGCAGGCUCCCGACAGCGGCCGACGUAGCUGCCAUGCCUCUGUUGAAGGCCGUGGUGAAAGAGAUCCACAGGCUGUAUCCUGUAAUCCCAGCCAACGCCAGAGUCAUCGCAGACCGGAAUAUUACAGUUGGAGGCUACCUCAUACCCAGAAAUACACUCAUUACGCUCUGCCAUUACGCCACGUCUCGGGAUCCUGCGCAGUUCUCGGAGCCGGACGCCUUCGUGCCCCAGCGCUGGCUGAACCGUAAAGAAGGGAAACACCCAUACGCCUCCUUGCCCUUCGGAGUGGGCAAGCGCAGCUGCAUCGGGCGGCGGAUCGCGGAGCUGGAAAUCUACUUGGCACUGUCUCGGAUUUUAAUCCACUUCGAUGUGAAGCAGGAUCCGAAGGGUGUAGUGGUCAAGCCCAUGACCAGAACUCUGCUUGUUCCAGAAAGUGAGAUCAACCUGCAGUUUAUCGAGCACUGAGUCUGAACAGAAGAAGACAGGAUGAGAUGGAGCUAAGCCCUCUCUGAAGUAGAGAGGGCUGGAGCUGAGAACCUACAACACUGCUGUGAGGAAAGUUCUGAAACUUAAUGACCCCCUAGAACUCUGAACUUACCCUGAACUCACCUCUCCCACCAGGAUGACAGGGUCCUCCUACACGUCGUCCUGGAGGACUGAGAAGAUGCCAAGUUUGAUUUAGAAGAAGAUGCCAUGAUUUAGAUUUGUGCAAGAUGUUGUUAAGACCAAGCAGUGGAGAAGUGCAGUAUUUCGGGGGACAAAUGGCAGCAAUGCUGCAGAAUUGAAAGGGGACCAAACUGGUCAGCAGGUGCAGAGAAACACAGCCAGCUUUCAUGAUUCUCAGGUGCUAUGACUGGAAGUCCAGUCUCAGUUACUGAUGGUGCUGUUAUCAGUGCAACACACAAGAGUUUUAUUCAAUCCCUGAAAGAAUAAUGCAAUCUUCAAGCAGUUUAAUUAGAAUUAGCUUUGAAUUUUAGCCAAAUAUUUUCUUUUUUGAGCAGUAUUUCUCUAAAGAGAGGCUUGAGUUCUUUAUUCUUGUACUGUUAUAUGUCAAUAUAUGUCAACACCAAUUACAUUUCACGGUCAUUUCACUACCAGCAUGUGAAAAGUAAUGUGAAUUUGAUUUGGCGAGAGCUGCCAAACUGUGACUAGAGCUGCAGUCUAUAGUUUCUGACUGUUUCUAAUCGAUCUUAUCAGAUCAGACCAGAGUGUGAUUAUUAAAAUAUUAAUGGGUUUAUCAGUACUGUAACGCAGCGCAUGACUUAAUAAGUAGCUUAUUAUUUUACCAAAUGACAGAAUGCAAAACAAAGUUUUAAAGUAACACAAAUGUCUUGAAAUCAUGCUUGAAGAACCUCACUUUUAUUAAUAUUUUGUGAUAUUUGUGUCUGUAAACAGAAUGCACUUAUGGUAGCUGUAAUGUAGCGUUGCAACAACGAUGUUUAGAUGUUUAUUGGUGCUAAAACUGGUGCUUUCAUUUCUAAAGGGGUCUUUACUGUCUGCUGCUAUGGUGAAUUGUUAAAAAUGAAGAUGCAGCAGCUGGGAGGCUUAUUGCUAUUAACUUUGUCACCCGAACAGUUUGUGAAAGAGGUGCUAAUAAAAAUGUAUUUAUUUUCUUCAGUUUAUACUGGUUACACAAUGUUGCUGUAAGAAAAAUCUGCCAUACUUAGUAUGUUCACAUUAAAAUGAAAUAAACCAAUUUUGCAAGUACCACAGAUUGUGAUUA